Molecule: messenger RNA, 3000 nt
Organism: Meira miltonrushii
Lineage: Eukaryota; Fungi; Basidiomycota; Exobasidiomycetes; Exobasidiales; Brachybasidiaceae
Exons: 3
Coding region: 1-3000 (999 amino acids)
Molecular function (GO): lipid binding
Source: RefSeq, a predicted model, not a curated record
AUGUCACUUACCCUCUUCAUUCAUCCUUCUCAUAUACCCUCGUGCAAGAUGACAUUGAUCGAUGCUCUUGCCGCUUUACAAGAAGGUGCAGUACCUACAAAUGAACAAACAUUAGCCUUCCUACAAAGAAUACAAACAAGUCUUCCCGCAAAAGGUGAUUUAUCCAAACCGGGAAAUCGAUUAGUAAAAGAAUUUGAAGGUUUUGUAAAUUCUAUAAAAUUAUUAAUUCAAGAUAAAAAUGACGGUGAAUAUAUUCAAGAAUUCUUAUGGAGAACAAAAGGAACGGCAGGUCAAUUGGGCAAAAAUGGAUUAAAGUUUAGAUGGGGUAAAGGCGCAAAGGAUGGCUCAGAAGAUGAUGGUAAAAAGGGCAAGGGCCUCAAGGAAAAAACAAUCGAAGCAGGAAAAGUUGUCAAGGAUGAUUCCAUACAAGCCGGAAAACAUCUUAGAACGUUGGUCAGACUAAUGCUCGUCCAACCAGAACUUCGGCACAUCUUCGGUGAUCUUGGCUAUGUGUUUGCAGAAGUAGUGGACAAGACUGCAGGGGAAUCAUUAGAAGAUGCUCGUGAUAAACUUGGUCAGGUAAAAAGUAGUACGGGAACGUUUCAAAAUGUCGCUCAAAAAGCAUUAGCACAAGCAAGAUCUGCAAAAGCCACAACAAACACAUCUCAGAAUGGUGACCUUGUCGAACGCUUAACCACAGCUGCUUCUCUCUCGGAAGCUAAGGCUCAGCCCAAUGGACAACCUAAUGGAGUUCCCUCUAUCGAACGAAAUGUUGAGCUACCUAAUAUGGCAUUGUUACGCGAGCAGCUCUCGGUAGCAUUCAAGGAUGGCAAUAUGAACCUUGAUACCAUAAAACAAGAGCUAGUGAACGGUAAUACUAUUCCCGCUUUGGAAGAGCUUCGUAAACAAGCUUUAGCUUCUGCUGCGACCUUGUCAAAAAGUCAAGAUGAUAUGCAAAGGAUGCGUGAUCAAAUCAAACAAGGUCAAAUACCUCCUGAAGUGAUGGAAGCUUUGCAAGAGAAGCAGGCUUUGAAUGAAGGUGAGGCAAGUGCAAGCGCACCUCUAACAGUAACGGAUAUCGUUGAUGCAGCACAAAUGCUCGCGAUUGCCAAUUCACAAACUCACUUAAAACCAUCCAGCGAAACAGUGAAACAGAUGGUAAACAAGACCAGAAAAGACGCUGAAGAGAAUCUAAAAGCAGCGUUCAAUGAAGAAGUACAAGAACGUCUUCUUGCUCGAACGAAGAAGUUGAUCGUAGACUGUCAGUCUACGCAAGAUUACAAAGAUGCAUUGAUUUGGUUCAUCGAACGAAUUGAAGCAUUCUUUUCGCUCGUCCAACGACAUGCAGAAUUACCAAAUUCUUCCUUAGAUGAAGCAUUGUCAUAUAAUGCAGAGCCACUCCUUCAAUUGUUGGAAAAUUUCAACGGAAAAGAAUCCGUUCGACCUAUCCUUGAAGCAGCAAAAGUAUUAUCAAACGGCGCAAAAGAGGAUCCUCAAAUUCGUACUUUCUGGUUGGAUGCAGAUGCACACCUGAGAAGAUGUUUGUUGGAAGAAGGAUUCAUUUUGACACCCGAAGCAGAUGAAGGAUUGCGCAAAUUGAUCGAUCGUUUCAAGAACCUUGCCGUCACAUAUCGUCAAAAGAUCUCGAGCUUUAUUGAAGGGGUUGCAUCAUUCUUCAACUCGAUCAGAAAAGAUGCUCUGGUGAUCAAGCUUCUCUCUGCUCUGAAAUCCAUCUUUGAUGCUGUACGCAAAGAUGGAUGGAAACCUGGCGCUCUUUGGCAUGAUCUACGUCACAAGAUCUUACCUCCCCUGUUCGAGAAAUUCGGUGUGAUUCCCGUUCCAAGGAUCAAAUAUCUUCAUCCAGAUUUCGAUUUAGUGAUUGAGAAUAUCGCACUUGAACUUUCAACACUUUUGCCAGACACGUUGGACAUGCGAUUGACGAAUGACGUUCAUUUCGAUUUCCGACAAUUGAAAGAUUCAAAUCAUUCACACAGUUUCAAAAUCAAGAUCAAAGGAAUGUCACUAAGGGUGUACAAGCUUGCAUUUGCCGUUACUUCUCGUUUGGGUUUCACAUUCCACGAUAAAGGUAUUGCAGACCUUUUGAUCAAGAAUUUCGGUUUGAGUAUUUAUAUCGAUGUUCCUAAAGAUCCUGGACCGCAUUAUUUCACCGUACGCAAAGUCAAGGCAAAAUUGGGAUCUUUACAUCUUAAAGUGUAUGAAAGCAAUCAUCGAUUCUUGCAUUUCAUGGCGGAUAAACUGGCGAACAGCUAUUUGACAAAACGGAUCUUACGGCAUUUUAUCGCAGAAGGUAUCACAUUAGGAUUGAAACAAUUAGACGUUUAUUUGAUGACAUUACGUUUAGAUCGUGAUGGUAAGAAAGGAGAUGUGAAAUUGGAAGACAUCAAACGACAAAUGGCGGAAUUACGUGAUUUAUUGAAAAAGUAUCAUGAACAAGCAGGUACGAUUGAAAUUGAUUUCACACGUGAAGAAAACGUUACUGGAAUGACGUUAAGCGAUCGUGCAAAAGCGGCAGGCAAGAGUAUCGAAAAUAGUCAUGCUGUCAAAUGGGUGAAAAAGCAAGUUGAUGAAACUGGACGUAAGGAAAUUAUUCGGAAUGAAUGGAGAAGUAAUGCUUUCGAUCUUGAUGGCAUGGAUACCAUCAAACCUGCACCGGAAGUGCAACCUGCUCAAGGUGAUAGCACCGCACAAGACACAGAGAAUGUCGCUGCACCUGUUGAUGAUGAAGUGCACGAAUCGGUGGAGGCCGCAGUCAUUCGCGGUAAGCCAGAAGGCCCAACGGAUGAAAGGGUGGUUGAUAAAGCAGAGCAGGAACUAAAGGAAGCAGAAGCAGAAGAACGAUCGGAACGACAGGAAGUUCAAAGUCCGGAAGGCAUGUCAUCAAAGAUUGGAAAGCAGGUAGUGUCUCAAUCAGAUGACCGAAGCAAGCAGGCUGAACAGUUGGAGAAAGUUGUCGAUGAUCACGUUGAUCCGUCAUCAUAA